AAUAUAUCCGCUAACAAAAAAAAGAAAAAGUAAAUUAAAAAAUGGUUUCAAAGACAGUCCUUCUACUUGUCCUUGUUUUUGCAACUAUUCUCCUCAUUACCUCAGAAAUUGCUGCUGCUAAGAACUUGGCCUCCAACCAUGAUGAGAGUGAAGUAGAAGAUGCCAAGUAUGGCCGUGACGAUCGUGGAUACUACAACGGCGGACGUGGAGGGAAUUACAACAAUGGUGGAGGCUACAACAACAGGGGAGGCCGAAGAGGAAAUUAUUGUAGGUAUGGUUGUUGUGGCGGAGGACGUUACUACAACGGAUGCAGGUGUUGCACCACUCUUGCUGAGGCAGCGGCUUACAAACAAGCAGCUCAUGAUCAUGCGGCGCAAACUCACAACUAAAUCGAUCCAUCUCUCAAUCAAUCUAUAGCCAUCAUAUCUGUUGAUCAAUAACUAUAUAUCGAGCUCUUCCAUCGCCGUAUGCGGAUUUAAGAAUUUAGUGUACGUUUGUAUGUUGUGUAUCGAUCAGAUGGCUUAAAUAAAUUUGAACUAUUAUGUUCUUUAAUUAA
Molecule: messenger RNA, 556 nt
Organism: Erigeron canadensis
Lineage: Eukaryota; Viridiplantae; Streptophyta; Magnoliopsida; Asterales; Asteraceae
Product: glycine-rich protein 3 short isoform-like
Exons: 2
Coding region: 42-389 (115 amino acids)
Source: RefSeq, a predicted model, not a curated record